AUGGUGCAAGGCGGGCACAUUCCUCCGGAUCGCUCCCAAAAGGCACAUAUGAACACUAAAUGUAUGCGGGUCCUCGACGAGCUCUCCCAGGCUCUGCCCUUCAGUCGAAUUUCACCUCAGUCAACGAAACACGGACUUUUAUUUGGCCAACAUUAUCUUUAUGCCAACUAA
Messenger RNA from Morchella sextelata, 171 nucleotides. RefSeq lists its product as uncharacterized. The transcript has a single exon. NCBI's taxonomy places the organism in Eukaryota, Fungi, Ascomycota, Pezizomycetes, Pezizales, Morchellaceae. The record is from RefSeq and is a predicted model, not a curated record. Bases 1 to 171 code for a protein of 56 amino acids.